Molecule: messenger RNA, 2198 nt
Organism: Spathaspora passalidarum NRRL Y-27907
Lineage: Eukaryota; Fungi; Ascomycota; Pichiomycetes; Serinales; Debaryomycetaceae
Exons: 3
Coding region: 1-1167 (388 amino acids)
Biological process (GO): fungal-type cell wall organization
Cellular component (GO): plasma membrane; fungal-type cell wall
Source: RefSeq, a predicted model, not a curated record
AUGCACAUUUGGUCCCUUGUAAUGGCAUUAGCCUAUAUCCCUUUUCUCGUACAGGGUAAAAAUCGAGACGAAUCUACUCCAGAAAUUCCUAGUUCUUGUCAUCAAAAUGAAUUCAACAUUCAAUCUCCAGAAGACCUUGAAAACAUUAUCGACUGUAAUAUCCUUGUUGGUAACAUUGUCAUUUCUGAUUAUAAUUACCCUAUUAUUACAUUUUCUAAGCUUGAAAAAGUUCUUGGUAAUUUGACAAUAUUGAAAUCUCCAGAAUUAGUUCGAAUUGAAGCACCAACUUUAGAAUAUAUCAGUUCAAGGUUUAUCUUGACUGAAUUGACUUCAUUAUCACUCAUUUCUUUCCCGCUGAUCAAGUACAUCAACGUUUUAGAUUGGAGUAUUUUACCAAUAUUAAGCAAUGUCCAUUUAAAUCAUGAAAUUCAAGGAAUUGAGAGCAUUAGAGUAUCAGACACUUCAUUGACUGGGUUUUCGGGGUUUAUUGCUGAUAAGUUGGAUAUUUUGGAUAUAAAUAACAACAGAUUCUUGGAUACCAUUGAAUGUAAUGUUGAGCAUAUCUAUGGAAAGUUGCAUAUUGCAGCCAAUGCAAUUGAUGUUAAAGUAUCAUUACCAAAAUUGAGACAAGUUAGUAACUUAAGUAUUAACAAUGUGGAACGAUUAAACUUAGAUCAAUUGGAAACUGUGGAUAACUCAUUGAGCUUAAGUAAUAACUAUUUCCAACAAUUGAGAUUCCCCCAAUUGGAAACUAUUGGUGGAACAUUGAGCCUUUUGCAAAAUGAACAAGUCAAUCAUCUUGAAUUUCCCUCACUUAACGAGAUUGGUGGUGGAUUAAUGUUGGUUAACAAUACCAAAGUUGACAAGAUUAAUUUCUUCCCAAAAUUAAAAAUUAUUGGUGGUGCUCUUGAGUUGGUAGGUCCUAUAAAGGAGAUUGUAUUUAGACAAUUGAAAUUGGUCAAGGGUAGUGCCAUUGUUAAAUCUACGUCGCAACAAUUUGAUUGUACUAAAUGGUCAACGAGUGAUAUCUUGUUGGUUGUUAGAGGCGGUAAGAUUGAGUGUACGAAUUAUAAAAAUGAAAAGUUCACAUCUAGAACAAGAAAGGAAGGACAUAGCCAAGGACUACAUUCAAAUACUGUUGCUUUAAUUUAUCGAUUCAUCCUAUAGUUUUAUUUCUUUAAGUACUUUUAUAUAAGUCAUUGUUUACAAUAAAGUCACGAAUUUCCGGUACAACUUUAGAUUUCCAAUCAUCAUUGCCUUGCGAAAUUUGUAAUCUGAUUUCUGAAGAACUAAUAUUGGCGAUAUCAUCGCCGAAGUUCUUAACUAAGAAUAUAUUUUCGCCCCAAUGGGAAGGAAUAUCUUCAUGUCUACCACCUCGGAUCUCUUCAAGAUAAUUGUUUUGUUCAUCAUUGGUGAUGUCUUUAUCAACACGUGUAAGACAAAAUAAAUCGGUAGAUUUCAUAAAUUGUUCUAAGGAAGUUGAUAAUUUAUCCGGUAAGUAAUAUUUGGGGUUAAGAAUUCGUACUAAGGUAUCAAAUCCAACCAAGAAAGUCAAUUUCAAUGUGCUGGAAGGUUUAAUAAAGUUUAAACAAGAUACCGAUUUAUCAACAAAUUUGGCAUGUUUGGUAACACCUAUAGACACGGAAAUGUUCCACUUUUUGGAUAUAUCAUUGGCCAUCAAAUACAUCAUUUGUAACCUAUGUUCUAACGAUUCAGGUUUAGGAGCAGCUUUAUCAGCAUUCUUGAUUGACAAUAAUAGCAAGACAAUCUUGUUAUCAUUGCUCUGGCCGACGGAACCAAAGGUGUUCUUGAGAGAUUCUUCAACCAAGGCAUAAUGACCCAAAUGUGGUGGGUUAAAUGAGGAAUCCAAAACACAUAUUCUUUGAGUAGCUGGCGUGAUGAAUUCCGGGGAUGUAUGGUAAAGUACACUAAAAUCAGAUUUGGAUGCUAUAAAUUCUUGAAGUGGUUUAAUAAAUUUCAGUUUCAUUUUCGUGGGGUAAGGGUUAGUUGUGGAGUUUGUGUAAGCUUUGCAAGUGUGUGGAGAUGUAAGUUUGAGUGACCAGUUUGCAAUUGAAUUUGAAUUGAAUCAAUUGAUAUCAAAUCUUAAUAAGAAGUAGCAAUUCACUGUGGAAAAACUUAAUUUGACUGACCCUAAUACUAUCCCCUAAAAUGGCAAGUUUGUAAAAUUCCGGAAAAGC